UCAUGCCCAGACCAGCAGGGGGCUCCAUGAGGAUUCAUAGAAGAUGCCCCGCGUCUCGGCGCCUUUGGUGCUGCUUCCCGCGUGGCUCAUGAUGGUCGCCUGCAGUCCACACUCCUUGAGGAUCGCUGCUAUCUUGGAUGACCCCAUGGAGUGCAGCAGAGGGGAGCGGCUCUCCAUCACCCUGGCCAAGAACCGCAUCAACCGCGCUCCUGAGAGGCUGGGCAAGGCCAAGGUCGAAGUGGACAUCUUUGAGCUUCUCAGAGACAGCGAGUACGAGACUGCAGAAACCAUGUGUCAGAUCCUCCCCAAGGGCGUGGUCGCUGUCCUGGGACCCUCCUCCAGCCCGGCCUCCAGCUCCAUCAUCAGCAACAUCUGUGGGGAGAAGGAGGUCCCCCAUUUCAAAGUGGCCCCAGAAGAAUUUAUCAAGUUCCAGUCCCAGAGAUUCACAACCCUGAACCUCCACCCCAGCAACACCGACAUCAGCGUGGCUGUAGCCGGGAUCCUGAACUUCUUCAACUGCACCACCGCCUGCCUCAUCUGUGCCAAAGCAGAAUGCCUUUUAAACCUGGAGAGGCUGCUCCGGCAAUUCCUCAUCUCCAAGGACACGCUCUCGGUCCGGAUGCUGGAUGACACCUGGGACCCCACCCCGCUCCUCAAGGAGAUCCGGGACGACCAGACGGCCACCAUCAUCGUCCACGCCAACGCUUCCAUGUCGCACACCAUCCUCCUGAAGGCAGCCGAACUAGGGAUGGUGUCAGCCUAUUACACAUACAUCUUCACUAAUCUGGAGUUCUCGCUCCAGAGAAUGGACAGCCUUGUGGAUGAUCGUGUGAACAUCCUGGGAUUUUCCAUUUUCAACCAGUCGCAUGCUUUCUUCCAAGAGUUUGCCCAGAGCCUCAAUCAGUCCUGGCAGGAGAACUGUGACCACGUGCCCUUCACUGGCCCUGCGCUGUCCUCGGCCCUGCUGUUUGACGCCGUCUAUGCUGUGGUGAGUGCGGUGCAGGAGCUGAACCGGAGCCAGGAGAUCGGCGUCAAGCCCCUGUCCUGCGGCUCGGCCCAGAUCUGGCAGCACGGCACGAGCCUCAUGAACUACCUGCGCAUGGUAGAAUUGGAAGGUCUCACCGGCCACAUUGAAUUCAACAGCAAAGGCCAGAGGUCCAACUAUGCCUUGAAAAUCUUACAGUUCACCAGGAAUGGUUUCCGGCAGUGGCUAGAACUUCAGUGUUCAACAUUGUUGUUUCUGACCUUAGGGGGAAUGCAUUCAGCCUUUUUUUUGCUGCAGGAAAACCCGUAUUUAAUGCUGAAGGGGAACCACCAGGAGAUGGAAGGCAAUGACCGCUAUGAGGGCUUCUGUGUGGACAUGCUCAAGGAGCUGGCAGAGAUCCUCAGGUUCAACUACAAGAUCCGCCUGGUCGGGGACGGUGUGUACGGUGUUCCUGAGGCCAACGGCACCUGGACGGGCAUGGUCGGGGAGCUGAUCGCUAGGAAAGCAGACCUGGCUGUGGCAGGCCUCACCAUUACUGCGGAACGGGAGAAGGUGAUUGAUUUCUCCAAGCCAUUCAUGACUCUGGGAAUUAGCAUUCUUUACCGAGUUCAUAUGGGGCGCAAACCUGGCUAUUUCUCCUUCCUGGACCCAUUUUCUCCAGGUGUCUGGCUCUUCAUGCUUCUAGCCUAUCUGGCCGUCAGCUGCGUCCUCUUCCUGGUGGCUCGGUUGACCCCCUAUGAGUGGUACAGCCCACACCCAUGUGCCCAGGGCCGGUGCAACCUCCUGGUGAAUCAGUACUCCCUUGGCAACAGCCUCUGGUUUCCAGUUGGAGGCUUCAUGCAGCAGGGGUCCACCAUCGCCCCCCGAGCCUUAUCCACCCGCUGUGUCAGUGGUGUCUGGUGGGCAUUCACGCUGAUCAUCAUCUCAUCCUACACGGCCAACCUGGCAGCCUUCCUGACUGUGCAACGCAUGGAUGUGCCCAUUGAGUCAGUGGAUGACCUGGCUGACCAGACCGCCAUUGAGUACGGCACAAUUCACGGAGGCUCCAGCAUGACCUUCUUCCAAAAUUCCCGCUAUCAGACCUACCAACGCAUGUGGAACUACAUGUAUUCAAAGCAGCCAAGUGUGUUCGUGAAGAGCACAGAGGAGGGGAUCGCCAGGGUGUUGAAUUCCAACUACGCCUUCCUUCUGGAAUCUACCAUGAAUGAGUACUACCGGCAGCGAAACUGCAACCUCACUCAGAUUGGGGGCCUGCUGGACACCAAGGGCUAUGGGAUUGGCAUGCCAGUCGGUUCGGUUUUCCGGGAUGAGUUCGACCUGGCCAUUCUCCAGCUGCAGGAGAACAACCGCCUAGAGAUUCUGAAGCGCAAAUGGUGGGAAGGCGGCAAGUGCCCCAAAGAAGAGGAUCACAGAGCCAAAGGACUGGGAAUGGAGAAUAUUGGUGGAAUCUUUGUGGUUCUUAUUUGUGGCUUAAUCGUGGCCAUUUUUAUGGCUAUGUUGGAGUUUUUAUGGACUCUACGACACUCGGAAGCUACUGAGGUGUCCGUGUGCCAGGAGAUGGUGACCGAGCUGCGCAGCAUCAUCCUGUGUCAGGACAGUGUCCAUCCCCGCCGGCGGCGCGCUGGGGCGCCUCCGCCCCGGCCCCCCAUCCCCGAGGAGCGCCGGCCGCGGGGCACCGCGACGCUCAGCAACGGCAAGCUGUGUGGGGCCGGGGAGCCCGACCAGCUGGCGCAGAGACUGGCCCAGGAGGCCGCCCUGGUGGCCCGCGGCUGCACACACAUCCGCGUCUGCCCCGAGUGCCGCAGGUUCCAGGGCCUGCGGGCGCGUCCGUCGCCGGCCCGCAGCGAGGAGAGCCUGGAGUGGGAGAAGGCCACCAACAGCAGCGAGCCCGAGUAGCCUCGGGGGGCGCCGGACACGUGGAGGCCAGGUGGGGCGGCGGGAGGGCCGGGGGCGGACUUGGUCAGCGGCCACGCUUCUCUCCGGAGCCUGGAUCUGGGAACUGGACACACAGAUCGGAGAGCCUGUCGCCCCGGCCGGAGCCGACGCCCUGGUCUGGGAGCUGGGUCCACCCAGAGAUGUGGGACCCUGAGUGGCGACCGGACGCCCGCCCUCCUGACCGCAAGGACCCACCUUCUCCCAGUGGGCCAUUCCCUCCCGCCAGGAUUAUGGAGUCUGGGGUGGGGGUGGGGGGGCCUUGCCCAGACCCAUCCAGUGAAUUGGUGGGAACCGUCAGUGGAACUUCCCCCUAGAAAGGGGCCAUUGUACCCUGGGUCUAGUUCUUACAGGAAAACAAACAAAUUAAACUAAACAGGGAAGUUUUUCUUUUC
Messenger RNA from Suricata suricatta (meerkat), 3312 nucleotides. RefSeq names its product glutamate ionotropic receptor kainate type subunit 4 (gene GRIK4). Lineage: Eukaryota; Metazoa; Chordata; Mammalia; Carnivora; Herpestidae. The transcript has 19 exons. Bases 44 to 2881 code for a protein of 945 amino acids. The record is from RefSeq and is a predicted model, not a curated record. Gene Ontology annotation, molecular function: transmitter-gated monoatomic ion channel activity involved in regulation of postsynaptic membrane potential; kainate selective glutamate receptor activity. Gene Ontology annotation, biological process: modulation of chemical synaptic transmission; monoatomic ion transport; synaptic transmission, glutamatergic. Gene Ontology annotation, cellular component: kainate selective glutamate receptor complex; postsynaptic membrane; presynaptic membrane.